Molecule: messenger RNA, 1158 nt
Organism: Prunus armeniaca (apricot)
Lineage: Eukaryota; Viridiplantae; Streptophyta; Magnoliopsida; Rosales; Rosaceae
Source: the annotation of a GenBank genome assembly
AUGAUAUACACGGCGAUAGACACGUUCUAUCUGACCGAUGAGCAAUUGCAGAACUCGCCGUCGAGAAAGGACGGCAUGUAUGAGGCGACGGAGACCACGCUAUCUGUGGCUGUGAUUUUAUCCAAGAAAGCUGAAUUUUGCUCAGAUUACCUCAAGUUGAUCAGGUUCUGUUUCACCGAUUCUAUUGUAAGAAAAAAAGUUGCUGCUGGCUGUUUGUGGCUUGCAUCAAAACCGGAGGAAUGCCCUAAAAAAUCCAGGCAGGUUAUCAUUGUUUCCCACAGGAUGGAAUGUAGGAGGGAGAACCUACCCAUUGAGCCUUUGGAUCCAUAUUCAAAGGACUUGAAGAUGGAGUUGAGUAAAGCAGAAAGACAUAUUUUAAAGGAGGAUGGGGCGUGUUGCGGUGUAGUUUAUGCUGCCGCUUGGAGGUUUCAAGUGCCCCUUCCUGAGAAUCCGCCAUGGUGGAAGGCAUUUGAUGCUGAGAAAUCAGGGAUUGACGAAGUUUGUAGGGUGCUGGCUCAUCUGUACAGCCUUCCUAAAGCAAAGUACGUACCAGUCUGUAAGGAUGGAGAUUCUUUUGCAUUUUCUAACAAGUCAUGUAAUUCACAGCCUCGGCCAAUUCCAAAGGUAGUUCCGAUUCUUCUUCUUCUUUUUUCUCUCUCUAAUUCCUGCCCCGAUCCUAAUAAUAGCCCAUCAGCUAUUGAAAAUACCUCUAAUUCAAAGGCUGCAGCAGAAGUCAAUCCUGAAUCUGGUGGAUCAAAGGGUGUGUUGGCCAAGCUAGCCAUUGAUAAGCUGAAGGACUCUAAAGAGAGUGAUGAAAGUAUGCCUAUCGAGGGAGAGGCAAUAGAAGAUUUCAGUAUCAAAUCCAAGUCUGAACGCAAAAUGGAAUCUAGUGGCAAUAAAAGCAGGGACAGGGACAGGGACAGGGACAGGGAGAGAGAUAAGGAGAGGGAAAGGGAGAGAGACAGAGACAGAGACAGAGACAGGGAUAGAAUGAAAGUCCGGGGGGCAGGGAUUCUGACCGGGAAUGAGAUCGAGAAGAGGCUGAGAGGGACAGAACCAAGGACCGAGGUUAUCGUUCAAAGGAUAGAGCAAAAGAUUCAGGGGGCAUUUGGAGAAAUCAAGACAUCAGUCGUCCCGAGUUUAAAUCCCGUCAUCUGA